ACAAGGAUAAGGAGCGCCAUAGGGACCGUGACAGAGAUAGAGGAAGAGACAGAGAUCGGGGUCGGGACAGGGAUCUAGACAAGGAUCGGGACAGGGACAAGGAUCGGGAUCGUCACCAAAGGCAUCACCGUGACAAAAGGGAGCACCGAGACCGUCCUGAUGAUCACGAUCGUCACAGAAGCCGUGAUUCUGAAAGGAGAAGGGACCGCGAGAGAGAUGGACAUCGCAGGCAUCGCUCUCGUUCACGGUCUCGUUCAAGGGGCAGGGAUGAUCACAGAUCUCGAUCUCAUUCAAAAAGCAAGCGAGUCAGUGGAUUCGACCUGGGACCAACAGCACAAUCCGUACUUCCUCAGUUCCCUACCAUUCCAACCCCAAGCAAUCUUGGGUCACUUGCCCCACUGCCGCCGAUGGAUGCACAGCCUACUGUAGCUUUAAUGUACAAGGAGGAAUCAGUGCUCCGGUUUGAUAUCGUCUUGUCCAUCUUCAGCUAGCAAGUAUUACAGAUUGCUAGCUUCAUGACUAUUACAUUUAUCCUUCCACACUUGUUGUUUGUUCUUUGACAUGAAAUACUGCACAGCUGGAUCCAUUUGAGAUCCAGACUGAUGGUGAGAAGUAAUCAGGUUUACAAGAGGAAUACUCUUUUGUGCUAAUUGUUUAUGCUUCCUACUAGAAAUUUAUUGGUACAUUGCAGGUCAGUUACCGGGCUCUUCUAUUCCUGGAAUGUUCCCGAACAUGCUCCCUUUUGCUGUUGGACAGUUCAAUCCCCUCGUCAUGCAGCCACAAGCCAUGACUCAACAGCAUAUUUUUCCUCAGGCUACUCGGCAUGCUCGGCGUGUUUAUGUCGGUGGCCUUCCCCCAUCUGCUAAUGAACAGUCUGUUGCAAUAUACUUUAAUCAAGUCAUGGCUGCUAUUGGAGGAAACACUGCUGGUCCAGGUGAUGCUGUUCUUAAUGUGUACAUAAACCAUGACAAGAAAUUCGCUUUUGUGGAGAUGAGGUCUGUGGAGGAAGCAAGCAAUGCAAUGGCACUGGAUGGCAUUUUAUUUGAAGGUGCACCAGUGAAGGUUAGAAGACCAACAGACUAUAACCCUUCUCUGGCAGCUGCCCUGGGCCCAAGCCAGCCAAGCUCCAAUUUGAAUCUUGCUGCGGUUGGCCUAACACCAGGUUCAGCCGGAGGGUUAGAAGGCCCGGACCGUAUUUUUGUGGGUGGUCUCCCCUAUUACUUCACAGAGGCUCAAGUUCGGGAGCUGCUUGAAUCAUUUGGGCCUCUUCGAGGAUUUGAUCUUGUGAAAGAUAGGGAAACUGGUAACUCAAAGGGCUAUGCGUUCUGUGUCUACCAGGACCUCAAUGUCACUGACAUAGCCUGCGCUGCUCUAAAUGGUAUCAAGAUGGGAGACAAAACUCUUACGGUCAGACGAGCAAACCAGGGCUCAGCCCAACCUAGACCAGAGCAGGAAAAUAUCCUGUUGCAGGCACAGCAGCAGGUGCAGUUACAGAAACUUGUGUAUCAAGUUGGAGCGCUCCCUACAAAGGUUGUAUGCCUGACCCAGGUAGUUACUGCUGAUGAAUUAAAAGAUGAUGAAGAAUAUGAGGACAUUAUGGAGGACAUGAGGUUGGAAGCUGGGAAAUAUGGUAACUUGGUGAAAGUUGUCAUCCCGCGCCCUCAUCCGAGUGGAGAGCCAGUUUCUGGAGUUGGAAAGGUGUUCUUAGAGUAUGCAGAUGUUGAUGGUUCCACCAAAGCAAAGACGGCGAUGCACGGAAGGAAAUUCGGUGGAAACCCAGUUGUUGCGGUCUUCUACCCCGAGAACAAGUUUGCUGAUGAGGACUAUGACGCGGCAGCAUAAAUUAUCUCUUUUCCAAUGACAAUAGUGCUUUGUGUAGUUUGUUCGAUUUACAGCAACGUUUUCCCUUUAGUCAAGCUUUCCUGUAGCCCUGGAUUUAUGCAGAACCGCCAGUUAUUAAUAUUGGAAGAUAGAUUGCCUAAAGAUGAUC
This is a messenger RNA of Triticum aestivum (bread wheat), 1990 nucleotides long. RefSeq names its product splicing factor U2af large subunit B. Gene Ontology annotation, molecular function: RNA binding. The transcript has 10 exons. Gene Ontology annotation, cellular component: nucleus. Gene Ontology annotation, biological process: mRNA processing. Lineage: Eukaryota; Viridiplantae; Streptophyta; Magnoliopsida; Poales; Poaceae. The record is from RefSeq and is a predicted model, not a curated record. Bases 721 to 1842 code for a protein of 373 amino acids.